Chanos chanos (milkfish) is the source of this 1332-nucleotide messenger RNA. RefSeq names its product carbohydrate (chondroitin 6) sulfotransferase 3a (gene chst3a). Lineage: Eukaryota; Metazoa; Chordata; Actinopteri; Gonorynchiformes; Chanidae. Gene Ontology annotation, biological process: N-acetylglucosamine metabolic process; carbohydrate metabolic process. The transcript has 2 exons. Gene Ontology annotation, cellular component: Golgi membrane. The coding region runs from base 1 to 1332 and encodes 443 amino acids. The record is from RefSeq and is a predicted model, not a curated record. Gene Ontology annotation, molecular function: N-acetylglucosamine 6-O-sulfotransferase activity; chondroitin 6-sulfotransferase activity.
AUGAGGAACAAAUAUGCCAUCAUCAUCAUCUGCAUCGUGGCUCUUGUCAUCAUUGAAAAGGAGAACAAUAUCAUCUCAAGGGUCUCUGAAAAGCUGUCUCUAAGACAGACUCCGCAGGCCACCCCAGAGCUUCCGUUGGUAUACAAUGUCACCAGCGCCCCCGUAGUCGACGACAACCGCUCCUUCACCGUCCUAAGCCAAGACUUUCCCACGUUUCCUCAAAUCAACAUCGAUGAGGAAAACGACACCCAGCCCCGGCCUCAGCCCCACGAGGCCGUUCAGGGCGGGCACAAGCACGUCCUCCUACUGGCCACCACCCGCACGGGUUCCUCCUUUGUCGGGGAGUUCUUCAACCAGCAGGGCAGCGGCAUGUUUUACCUUUUCGAGCCGCUGUGGCACGUGGAGAGGAUGCUGACUUUGGAGACGGGCGGCAUCAACGCCACCGUGUCCUCGCGGGCGUACAGAGACGUGCUCCAGCGUCUCUUCCUGUGCGACUUUAACCUGCUAGAGCAUUUCAUCAGCCCUCCUCCUCAGGACCACGUCACUCCUUCGCUGUUCCGCCGUGAAUCCAGCGCCGCCCUGUGUGAAGAGCCGGUCUGCACGCCGGUCGUGAAGGACGUUUUCGAGAGGUACCACUGUAAGAACCAGAGAUGUGGGCCGCUCAACUUGACCCUGGCCUCCGAGGCCUGCCUGAGGAAGGAACACAGGGUCAUCAAGACGGUGAGGGUCCGUCAACUCGAGACGCUUCGGCCUCUGGCUGAAGACCCGCGCCUUAACGUUAAACUCAUUCACCUGGUGAGGGACCCACGGGCCAUCCUGGCCUCCAGGAUGGUGGCUUUCGCCAGUAAAUAUCAGAACUGGAAAAGCUGGGCGGAAAACGGAGAGGUUCCCAUCGAAGACGAGGAGGUGAAGCACCUCCAAGGAAACUGCAACCAGAUCCGUUUGUCCGCGGAGCUGGGCUUGAGUCAGCCCCACUGGUUGGCGAAUCGCUACAUGCUGGUGCGCUUUGAGGAUAUCGCCAGGUACCCCAUGCAGAAAGCUGCGGAGAUGUACAGGUUUACUGGAAUUCCUUUCACGUCGCAGGCAAAAGAAUGGAUCCUGAAGAACACACACACGUCAGAGAGUGCCAGCGGAGUGUAUUCCACGCAGAAAAAUUCCUCGGAACAGGUGGAAAAGUGGAGGUUUAGUAUUCCUUUCAAACUGGCACAAGUUGUGCAGGAGGUCUGUGGGCCUACCAUGAAACUUUUCGGGUACAGAUUUGUUGACGACGAAGGAACACUAGUCAACAAGUCAUUCAGUUUGCUUGAAGAAAAGGAAUUUCAUGUGUCUUAG